UGGUAAUUUAACUUACAUUUCUGAAGCUUCUAAUUUUCCCACCAUUGUUCUCUUUUAGCUCCGCUAAAACCCUAGAAAACCUCUGGAGCUAUGGAGAUGCUGCAGGAUUCGUUCCAGGUCCAUAGGAUUCCACAAUCGAAGUAUGUGGAUGGAGUUAGAUGGCUUCCACAAGCUUCUGCUUUGAAUCGUUUCUUCGCAACAGCGUUCUAUGACCCGGAUUGUGAUUCUUCAUCAAUCGAGAUCCAAUCGCUCGACCCAAACCCUAAAGGGAAUCAGAACACGAACCCGUUAAUCGAGUCUUUAUCUUCAUGGACUACACCUUCUCGCGUUUCUUCACUGGAAGUCGCCGGAAACGGCGGUGGCGGCGGUUCAUUCAAACCUAUGGUGUCAGCAGCCACGUCUUCUGGUUCUCUUCACGUUCUGAUGGUUGAUUUGGUGGAAGGAGCUGCGAUUGAGGAGGUUUACGUGGCGGAAGGGGAGAGGUUUCAUGUGGGACGCGUGGAGGGUGUGGAUUGGAGGGAGGGAGGAGAAUGUGUGACUGUUGGUGAAGAUGGGAGAGUGAAUGUAGUGAAGAUUGUGAAUGGUGAAGGUUUAAGAUAUAGGAAGGUCUUUGAUGGGAAUGGAUUGGUGGCUUAUAGAGCUGUGAAAUGGGCGUCUCCGACUGAGUUUGUUACUGGAGGAUAUGGUUUUGGUUUGCAAUUGUGGGAUCAGAGGAAGUCUGGUGAAGCUGCCUCACAGCUCAAAGGGAAUUGGUUUCAAGGAAAAACUUCUGCUAUUGUCCACUCUAUUGACAUUCAUCCAUCUCGGAAGCACACUUGCAUUGCGGGAGGUUCUUCAGGUACUGUAUUUGCUUGGGAUCUUCGAUGGCCGCAGCAGCCCAUCGUUCUUUCUGGUGUUGGAGCAAGUGAGAAUAUAAACAAUCCUCUGUCUGAAAGUGAAGUGUGGGAGGUUCAAUAUGACUCGUACACAAAAUCCAACAACAUCUCUUCAUCAAGAAUUCUCCCUGUUAUGACCUGCUCUGAAGAUGGAAUCCUUGGUGUCAUUGAACAAGGGGAAGAACCAAUCGAGCUUCUGGCCGAACCUUGUGCCAUUAACAGUUUUGACAUCGACAGACAAAAUCCACAGGAUGUGAUCUGUAGCUUAGAGUGGGAAUCAAUUGCAGUCUUCUCGAGGCCGUAGUAAAGUAUAACAAUGCACGAUACAAUAUGUUUUGGGUUUCUUCUGUGAGCAACAAUGAAGAAAUUGAGGAAGGUGGUGAUAGAUGAUGAGAGACAAGUGUAAGGAAGAGGAUGAUGGCAUCGAAAGUUGAAUGUGUUUAUAAGUUUCAUUAUAACACAAGAUCUUAAUAACGAUCUGCUGAAACAGAGUUUUGUAUUCAUCUUAAAGUUAGUGUGAUCUUGAAAAUUUGAUAUUCUCGCUUCAA
Messenger RNA from Arabidopsis lyrata subsp. lyrata, 1423 nucleotides. RefSeq names its product nuclear pore complex protein NUP43. Gene Ontology annotation, cellular component: nuclear pore outer ring. NCBI's taxonomy places the organism in Eukaryota, Viridiplantae, Streptophyta, Magnoliopsida, Brassicales, Brassicaceae. The coding region runs from base 91 to 1179 and encodes 362 amino acids. The transcript is spliced from 5 exons. The record is from RefSeq and is a predicted model, not a curated record. Gene Ontology annotation, molecular function: protein binding.